AGCUGAACUGCACACUCUGCCAGUCUGAGGAUGGAGGUGACAAUGUUUUUUCCACUGUUGCUGCUGAUCUGCUCUCACUCCACAGCUCAGCCUCAACCAGAGUCUGACAAUGAAAUUACUCCUCUUGGAGAUAACCAGACGAGGCAACCUACAAACGUCUCUCUGCACCACCUCACCUGCCCACAGGACAUCCAUGCCGUGCUGAGAGAGAUGAGCGGCUUGUUGGCUGAGCAGAGGGUGGAGCUGAGACACCUACAGCGAGAGAAUGACGCACUAGCAGCAAAGCUGAAGGAGCUUGAGAAAUUGCAGCGGGAGCUUGACAAAUUGCCGAGGGAGCUUGAGAAAUUGAACCAACAGGACAAAGAACAGGCAGGAGAACUGACGGCCAUUAAAGCAAGGACAAACGUGACCGAAAACCAGGUGGAGGCUCUGAAGGGAGACAAGGAAGUCAAACGCGUGGCCUUCACCGCCGCUCUGUCUUCGAGUCCAACAACUAUCGGACCAUUUAAUACCUUCACUAAUCUGGUCUUCACACAAGUCAUUACAAAUAUUGGAAAUGCCUACAACCCGAACACAGGUUUUUUCAUUGCACCGGUGAAAGGAGUCUACCACUUUGAGUUCUACAUAGGUGCACAUGGACAUCCUUCACAUCCUUCAGCUGCUUGGUUGGUCAGAAAUGGACACAAUAUUUGUAUGGCAUAUGAGCAUCAGACAAACGGUUAUGGGAAGUCUGCUAAUGGCGCAACGCUGCUGUUAGAGGUCGGAGAUGUUUUGUUUUUGCGUCUGCAUGUUAACUCAAGGGUAUAUGAUGAUGGCAGUAACCAUAGCACCUUCAGUGGUCAUCUGCUUUUCACCAUGUGAGGGAAAAAGUCUUGUUUCUUCAACUGUAUGUUACUGUAUUAUCACAAUCUAAAUCUAAAAUGAAUAUAACUGAAUCUUAUAUUUCAAAAUAACCAUUUGAAUAAAGCAUAAAUAUAUUGCAGUGAU
Messenger RNA from Pleuronectes platessa (European plaice), 987 nucleotides. RefSeq names its product complement C1q-like protein 2. Lineage: Eukaryota; Metazoa; Chordata; Actinopteri; Pleuronectiformes; Pleuronectidae. Gene Ontology annotation, molecular function: protein binding. Bases 31 to 861 code for a protein of 276 amino acids. The transcript is spliced from 5 exons. The record is from RefSeq and is a predicted model, not a curated record.